Stylophora pistillata is the source of this 1932-nucleotide messenger RNA. RefSeq lists its product as uncharacterized. The record is from RefSeq and is a predicted model, not a curated record. NCBI's taxonomy places the organism in Eukaryota, Metazoa, Cnidaria, Anthozoa, Scleractinia, Pocilloporidae. Gene Ontology annotation, molecular function: protein binding.
AUGCUAAGCAAAGCAUUUGUGAUCAGUACUAUGCUUGGUGAAAAGGCAAUUUCCGAUGACAUUCUCCUUCACUCAUUCAAACAGUACCUUUCCAAAAGUGAAGAACAAGUUGUGUGCGAGGCAUUGGGUAGACCCGUGGAGGAAUGGGAUAGUGACGACAAAGAUGAUGAAGACCUUCUUGAACUGCUGGAUCGCUUUGGAUGCAGAAGUCUUCCAACCAAAGAGAACAUUAAGAGUCUGAUACUAGAAGUAGCUCAUAAGGAAAUCAUUCAAAAGGCACAAUAUGUGGCUGAUUGCUGGCAUUACAUUUUUAGAGGGUCCCUGGCAGAGGGUAAAUUAUCAACUCUAGAGGGAGUAUGUAGUGUUUACCAGUCGUUAGAGCCAACUACAAAGAAAGUGCUUGGCAUGCUUUGUGCUUUACCGGGCACUAAUGCGGUUCGUGGAAGGAAGACGAUUCAAAAAAUUUCAUCCACAAGCGAAAUGGCCUCUUUGAAUAUUGAACCUGCAAGUGAUGGUACAAACGCCAGUCUCCCUAAUAUUUUGACACCACCUCUCGCUGGUUGUGACCAAGAGCCAGAAGAGGUCACAGAAGAGGGGACACAACCCUUUGCGGAGCCUUGGGAGGAUAGUGAUUUGGUGCUUGUGGUGGAAGAUGAAAAGUUUCACGUCCAUCGACAGAUACUGAGCAUCCAUUCACCGGUUUUUAAAGCCAUGCUUACAACAAAGUUCAAGGAAGCAACAGCUAAAGAGAUCCCUUUACCAGGAAAAAAGGCUAAUGAAGUUUCAGAUUUCCUGAAACAAAUGUACUUAAAAGAGAGUGAUGGAGUCACAUUGACCAAGGCAGAGCAUCUCCUGAAGUUAGCCGACGAAUACCAAACCAAGUCGGUUUUUGAUCUUUGCGUUAACUACCUGAGGACUCUGCAGAGGUCUAAACACAACGCAAUCCGAAUACUCUUCCUGACAAAUGUUACCAUCAUGGUUAGGGAAGACGAAAGGCUGGACAGUGUUCGCAGCGAGUGCUACAACCUGAUAGAAAACAUGGCACUCAAAAAAAUCUCGAAGAAUGAGUAUUUCCAGAAUUUAGACAGCGAUAGCCUACAGAAUGUGUUUCUGCAAAAAGUUCAAAGGCUAGAGAAUUUACUUAGCGAGGUUCAUCCUCAGUUUAUUGGGUUGGUGGAGUUUUGUAUGACGUUGUGCCUAAAUUCAAAUCGGCAUAAUUCAAAAAUUAUUCGUUGUCCAGAGCAUUUUUCAAAAGACAAUAAAGCAGUAAUGGACCUCAAUUUUCGGAUGCAAAGCUGCGCUGUUUGUAGGAGCAUGAUCUCGCAGCUAGUUUCCCUAUCAAAUCCAGGAUUAAAAGUCUCGGCGUUGUUUCCCAGCGGAGUACACAGCUCUUUCGGCAAGACCUCUACUGGCCAGCGCCAGGAAGAAGAAUGUCUGUAUGGAGGCACUAGUCGUUUUGACUUCAAAUUAACAUCUGUUCUUCGAGAUCUUUGUAGUACUCACCGUGACAUUACUCUGGAAGAUUCACUUAGUCUCGGGUCAGCAUUUUCAUUUGGCUUUUAAAAAAGCUCAUAGAAAUCUAACCGCUGUGCAACUUCUUAUCCUUUAGCAGAACCUUAUCAAUAUUCAAACGGAAUUGCACCCUUUUUAUAAAUAAUGUAAAUUCAGUUUGCUCUACUCACAAUGUAAGAGCCCACAGAGAGCAUGUUUUUGAGCCAGUUGGAAAAUAUGAUUUAUGACCAAAUGUUAGAAUCAUUGCCUAGAUGUAAAUGAUGACUUGAUUAUCCUGACUUAGCGAGAUAGAAUGUGGUUAGUACAUAACCCAGUAACAAAGUUUCUUGAACUUUUUCUUCGCCUCUGCUGUGGGGAGAAGUAAAAAGCUUUACUUAUCCGGGCUGUUAACUAUGAAUGAGAUGCUACAAAUAAUAAAGA